This is a messenger RNA of Microthlaspi erraticum, 390 nucleotides long. Lineage: Eukaryota; Viridiplantae; Streptophyta; Magnoliopsida; Brassicales; Brassicaceae. The record is from the annotation of a GenBank genome assembly.
AUGUGGCCAAUCUGCACUGACAAGACAAAUCUUCCUGGAUCGCUCCUCUUCUUGAUCACCAGCACAGCGCUACACUCCUCUGACACUAGCAUGACGUUCUCAUCCUCAGCUACUUUCCCAGAUAUCAGCUCCUUCAUGUACUUCUUCAAGCAGGAAUCAUCUGAACAGCAUCAGACAGAGGCAGCUUCACAGUCAAGUCCUUCAACAUCUCCUUACACUUUGCAUCCUCCAAGUCUUUUCUGGACUUCUUCCGUGGAACAAGGUAAGGAGGCGUCAUCAUCAGCUCGAUCGACUCCUCUCGAAGCAGCUCGAUCGACUUCAGCUCACAUGUUCCGGAUUCUCGUCGGCUUUCUCCUUGCCUGCCCUUUUAGGAGGAAUCGCAGCAGGUAA